Molecule: messenger RNA, 1767 nt
Organism: Helianthus annuus (common sunflower)
Lineage: Eukaryota; Viridiplantae; Streptophyta; Magnoliopsida; Asterales; Asteraceae
Product: ACT domain-containing protein ACR4
Exons: 6
Coding region: 246-1622 (458 amino acids)
Source: RefSeq, a predicted model, not a curated record
AUGGUAGGAUCAAAGUGUGGUGACCCAUGCCACUACGUGUUUUGGUGUUUGUGUGUGUUUUCUUUUUCCUUUUUUCUCUUCCAAUAAAAAAAAACUCUUCACCUAUUUCAGGAGCCAUCAAACACACACACACACACCACCUUCAUCCCACCAUUUUCUCUCUCUAAAAAUCCAUACAUAUAUUCACAGGCACACAUACACCCACAUCACACACACAUACACACCCAUUAACAAGAUUCACCAAAAUGCAUUAUUGGUCUCCUUCAUUAGAUGUUGAUCAUGAAUUUGAGAAGCUUGUUCAUCGUAUGCACCCACCAAGGGUGACAGUUGAUCACAUAACAGAUAAAAAGUCAACUCUGAUUAAGGUGGAUAGUGCUAACAAAAGAGGGAGUUUGUUGGAAGUUGUUCAGGUCUUGACUGAUCUCAAUUUGUUCAUUAAAAGAGCAUACAUUUCUUCUGAUGGAGGCUGGUUUAUGGAUGUGUUUCAUGUUAUUGAUCAAUAUGGAAAUAAGCUGUCCGAAGAUUUUAAUGUGGCAGAUCGCAUCCAGCAGUCACUUGGACCAAGGGGGUGCAGCUUCCGGUCCCUAAGAGGUUCAGUCGGGGUUCAAUACGCAUCCGAGAACACCACAAUCGAGCUAACCGGUCGUGACCGGCCCGGCUUACUAUCCGAAGUUUUCGCGGUCCUAACCGACCUCAAAUGCAAUGUGGUUGCGUCCGAAAUAUGGACUCACAACUCAAGAAUGGCAUCCAUAGUCUACAUAACCGACGACGAAACAGGUCUUCCGAUCGAGGAUCCAGACCGACUAGCCAAAAUCAAGCAACUUUUACUAUAUGUCCUUAAAGGCGAUCUAGACAGACGUGGUGCACAAACCGCGGUUUCUGUGGGGUCGACCCAUACACAAAGGCGGUUGCACCAAUUGAUGUAUGCUGAUCGCGAUUAUGAUACGGAUGAAUAUGACAUUGUUUCCGAGGGGACCAGUAGCCAUAAACCGGUCGUGACGGUAGAAAAUUGUGUCGAAAAAGGGUACACCGUCGUUAAUUUGCGGUGUACCGAUCGGCCGAAGUUACUGUUUGACACGGUUUGUACAUUAACAGAUAUGCAAUAUGUUGUUUUUCAUGCCACCAUCAUUGCUGAAGGCCAUGAGGCAUUUCAGGAGUUUUACAUUCGGCAUACAGACGGAUGCCCCAUCAGUUCAGAAGCCGAGAGGCAACGAGUAAUUCAUUGCCUUGAGGCAGCAGUCAAGAGACGCGUCUCAAAGGGUUUAAGGCUAGAACUAUGCGGCGAAGACAGGGUCGGGCUAUUAUCCGAUGUGACCCGGAUUUUUAGAGAAAAUGGGCUUUCAGUCACUCGGGCCGAGGUGACAACUAGAGGAUCUACGGCUGUAAAUGCGUUCUAUGUGAUCGAUGCAUCCGGUGAUCAAGUUAAAAGUGAAACAAUUGAAGCGGUUAGAACCGCGAUUGGUGAGACCGUGCUUAAAGUAAAUGAAGACGAAAUGUCUACAUUCUCGAAAUCGCCACGACGACAAACGGGUGGGUUUUCGUUGGGUAAUCUUUUUAGGAAUCGAUCCGAAAGGUUCCUUUACAAUUUGGGCCUCAUUAGAUCUUGUUCAGAAGUGGCUUAAAGUUAAGUUAGGGUAUAGGAAAGUACUUAGGGUAUAUUUAAUGUUUCUUUUCUUCAUCAACUGUAGAUUCUUGAUUUAGUGGACUCCUUGUAAAUACAUACAUGAAUGGCUUUUAAAUGUUUCAAAUUUAAAUUUUAAGGUGUGA